AUGAUUGCCUCAACACAUUUGUUCUUGUUACUCAUCAUUUCAUUCAUCUUCAUUUCCCAUGCCAUAUCACUAUCACCUAGUCCCAGAUCCAGCCCUGAAUUAUAUAAAAUCGUAUGUGCAGAUUCUGGAUCAAAGGAAAGUGAACAAAAAUGUUUGAAACUUUUAGAAACCAACCCUAGAAUAACUUCAUCAAAGGACUAUCUUACCCUUUGCACAUUAUACUUAGAGAUGGCAAUAGAAGAAGCCACAAAAGCUCAAAAUUAUCUCAAAAGUUUGGUAAAAGAAUACCCAUCUUCUGAAGCCAUCAAAAAAUGUGCAAACCAUAAUUACAAUUUUUUUAUCAGUGAAUUUAGGGUUGCAAUACCUCAGUUGGCUACAAAAUCAGACGGUGCAAGUUGGGAAGCCACAUCUGCUUUCUGGGGGCCUAACCAUUGUGAUGAAAACUUAGCUCGUGAAAAGCUAAGCGUUCCUUCUAUUUCUAAACUUAAUGAUGAAAUGAGAUUUCUUUGUUUUAUUGCAGGUGUAGCUACAGAUCAUCUUACACAAUGA
This is a messenger RNA of Vicia faba (fava bean), 549 nucleotides long. Lineage: Eukaryota; Viridiplantae; Streptophyta; Magnoliopsida; Fabales; Fabaceae. The record is from the annotation of a GenBank genome assembly.